AUGGAAAUUAGCAGAAAGCCAACAGUUGAGAGAUACGCAGUGGUUACUGGCGCAAACAAGGGAAUUGGUCUUGAAAUCGCACGACAGUUAGCUCAUCAUGAAGGUAUUACUGUUAUUUUAACAGCAAGAGAUAAGAAGAGCGGAAUGGAAGCUACAGAAUCACUCAUUAAGACAAACAUUGUUUUACACCAACUUGAUGUUCGAGAUCCAGCUAGUGUGAAGUCCUUAGCAGAAUUUCUACAAACACAGUUUGGGAGGCUUGAUAUCUUGGUAAACAAUGCUGCAGCAGGAGGAGUUAUCGUCGACUUCAAGGCCUUAAAAGCCUUAAAUGUUGAUCUAGCAGAUUGGAACUCUGGCAAGGAAACCUACUUGAGGGAGGGAGUGAUCCAGAGAUGGAACUACAAGAAAGCAGUGGAAUGUCUAGACACCAAUUACUAUGGUUGCAUAAGAGUCACACAACUACUUAUCCCACUUUUGAAGCUUUCCACAUCAGGAGCAAGGAUUGUAAAUGUAUCUUCUAUUGCUGGAGAGCUAAAGAGAAUUCCAUGUGAACAGAUGCAGAACAAGCUAGGGGAUAUUAACAAUCUAACAGAAGAGAAAUUAGAUGAGAUACUGCAAGCAUUCCUACAUGAUUUGAAACAAGACAAGUUCGAAGCUAGCGUAUGGUCCAGCAUCUUUUCACCAAUUUACAGCGUCUCUAAAGCUGCAAUAAAUGCCUACACUAGAUUUCUUGCUAAGAGAUACCCAGAAAUGUGUAUUAACUGUGUUCAUCCAGGCUAUGUCAAGACAGAUUUAACUUGGCAUAUUGGGACAAUGACUGCAGAAGAGGGAGCUAAAGGUCCAGUCAUAUUGGCUCUGUUACCCAAUGAAGGCCCUUCAGGCUGUUAUUUCAAUCAAAUGGAAAUGGCCAAGUUUUGA
Molecule: messenger RNA, 918 nt
Organism: Macadamia integrifolia
Lineage: Eukaryota; Viridiplantae; Streptophyta; Magnoliopsida; Proteales; Proteaceae
Product: short-chain dehydrogenase/reductase 2b-like
Exons: 5
Coding region: 1-918 (305 amino acids)
Cellular component (GO): membrane
Source: RefSeq, a predicted model, not a curated record